This is a messenger RNA of Diceros bicornis minor, 5962 nucleotides long. It is a transcript of the gene ABCC5, whose product is annotated as ATP binding cassette subfamily C member 5. The record is from RefSeq and is a predicted model, not a curated record. Gene Ontology annotation, cellular component: membrane. Gene Ontology annotation, biological process: transmembrane transport. Lineage: Eukaryota; Metazoa; Chordata; Mammalia; Perissodactyla; Rhinocerotidae. Gene Ontology annotation, molecular function: ATP binding; ABC-type transporter activity; ATP hydrolysis activity. Bases 264 to 4577 code for a protein of 1437 amino acids. The transcript is spliced from 30 exons.
AGCACCCCUUCCUUCUCCCUCGCUUGUCACGGAGAUCACCCCCGUGUAUUUCCUCCGGGGCUGGCGGGCUGUGAUCAGGGAUAGGAGCAGUUCGGGGGAAGCUGGAGACCUGAGAAACGGGGCAUGACCUCCCUCUGGUGUCCCGCCGCCGCCUCCUCGGGACGCGACCCUUGAAGGCUAGUGGUGAGGUCCUGGCGUCGGAAGGCAGAAAUUCUCAAGGGAAACCAAGAGCCUGUGAGCCCUGGCACCUCUACUCAGAGAAGAUGAAGGAUAUUGACAUAGGAAAAGAGUAUAUCAUCCCCAGUCCUGGUUACAGAAAUGAGAGGGAGAGAGCCAACACUUCCGGGCAGCACCGAGACCGAGAGGAUUCCAAGUAUAGGAGAACUCGACCGUUGGAAUGCCAAGAUGCCUUGGAAACAGCAGCCCGAGCUGAAGGCCUUUCCCUGGAUGUUUCUAUGCAUUCUCAGCUCAGAAUCCUGGAUGAGGAACAUCCCAAGGGAAAGUACCAUCAUAGCUUAAGUGCUCUGAAGCCCAUCCGGACCACUUCCAAACACCAGCACCCAGUGGACAAUGCUGGGCUCUUCUCCUGUAUGACUUUUUCCUGGCUUUCUCCUCUGGCCCGCACGGCCCACAGGAAGGGGGAGCUCUCAAUGGAGGAUGUGUGGUCUUUGUCUAAGCACGAGUCUUCUGAUGUGAACUGCAGAAGACUAGAGAGACUGUGGCAAGAAGAGCUGAAUGAAGUUGGGCCAGACGCUGCUUCCCUCCGAAGGGUUGUGUGGAUCUUCUGCCGCACCAGGCUCAUCCUCUCCAUCGUGUGCCUGAUGAUCACGCAGCUGGCUGGCUUCAGUGGACCAGCCUUCGUGGUGAAACACCUCUUGGAGUACACCCAGGUCACAGGUUCUGACCUCAAGUACAGCUUGCUGUUAGUCUUGGGCCUCCUCCUGACGGAAAUCGUGCGCUCUUGGUCACUUGCGCUGACUUGGGCAUUGAAUUACCGAACUGCUGUCCGCUUGCGGGGGGCCAUCCUAACCAUGGCAUUUAAGAAGAUCCUUAAGUUAAAGAACAUUAAAGAGAAGUCUGUGGGUGAGCUCAUCAACUUGUGCUCCAAUGAUGGGCAGAGGAUGUUUGAGGCGGCCGCCGUUGGCAGCUUGUUGGCUGGAGGACCCGUUGUUGCCAUCUUGGGCAUGAUUUAUAAUGUCAUUAUUCUGGGACCAACAGGCUUCCUAGGAUCAGCUGUUUUUAUCCUCUUUUAUCCAGCAAUGAUGUUUGUAUCACGGAUCACUGCAUAUUUCAGGAGAAAAUGUGUGGCCACCACAGAUGACCGUGUCCAGAAGAUGAAUGAAGUCCUCACCUACAUUAAAUUUAUUAAAAUGUAUGCCUGGGUCAAAGCAUUUUCUCAAAUUGUUCAAAAAAUCCGAGAGGAGGAACGUCGGAUAUUGGAAAAAGCUGGGUACUUUCAGAGCAUCACUGUCGGGGUGGCUCCCAUUGUGAUGGUGAUCGCCAGCGUGGUGACGUUCUCUGUUCACAUGACCCUUGGCUUCGACCUGACAGCAGCACAGGCUUUCACAGUGGUGACUGUCUUCAAUUCCAUGACUUUUGCUUUGAAAGUUACACCGUUCUCAGUAAAAUCCCUCUCAGAAGCAUCGGUUGCUGUCGACAGAUUUAAGAGUUUGUUUCUAAUGGAAGAGGUUCACAUGAUAAAGAAAAAACCAGCCAGUCCUCACAUCAAGAUAGAGAUGAAAAAUGCCACCUUGGCAUGGGACUUCUCCCACUCCAGUAUCCAGAACUCACCCAAGCUGACCCCCAAAACGAAAAAAGACAAGAGGGCUGCCAGGGGCAAGAAAGAGAAGGUGAGGGAGCUGCAGCGCACUGAGCAUCAGGCGGUGCUGGCAGAGCAGAAGGGCCACCUCCUCCUGGACAGUGACGAGCGGCCCAGUCCUGAGGAAGAAGAGGGCAAGCAUGUCCACCUGGGCAACCUCCGCUUACAGAGGACGCUGUACAACAUCGACUUGGAAAUCGAAGAGGGUAAACUGGUUGGAAUCUGUGGCAGUGUGGGAAGUGGAAAAACCUCUCUCAUUUCAGCCAUUUUUGGCCAGAUGACACUUCUAGAGGGCAGCAUUGCAGUCAGUGGAACCUUCGCUUAUGUGGCCCAGCAGGCCUGGAUCCUCAAUGCCACUCUGAGAGACAACAUCCUCUUUGGGAAGGAAUUUGAUGAAGAAAGAUACAACUCUGUGCUGAACAGCUGCUGCCUAAGACCUGACCUGGCCAUUCUUCCCCAUAGUGACCUGACUGAGAUUGGUGAGCGAGGAGCCAACCUGAGUGGUGGGCAGCGCCAAAGGAUCAGCCUUGCCCGGGCCUUGUAUAGCGACCGGGACAUCUACAUCCUGGACGACCCCCUCAGUGCCUUAGAUGCCCAUGUGGGCAACCACAUCUUCAACAGUGCUAUCCAGAAGCACCUCAAGUCCAAGACGGUUCUAUUUGUUACCCACCAGUUACAGUACCUGGCUGAUUGUGAUGAAGUGAUCUUCAUGAAAGAGGGCUGUAUCACAGAAAGAGGCACCCAUGAGGAACUGAUGAAUCUCAAUGGUGAUUAUGCUACCAUUUUUAAUAACCUGUUGCUGGGAGAGACUCCCCCAGUUGAGAUUAAUUCAAAAAAGGAAACCAGUGGUUCACAGAAGAAAACCCAAGAGAAGGGUCCUAAAACAGGAUCAGUCAAGAAGGAGAAAGCCGUGAAGCCAGAGGAAGGGCAGCUCGUGCAAGUGGAAGAGAAGGGGCAGGGUUCAGUGCCCUGGUCAGUAUAUGGUGUCUACAUCCGGGCUGCUGGGGGCCCUUUGGCAUUCCUGGUCAUCAUAUCCCUUUUCAUGCUGAACGUGGGCAGCACCGCCUUCAGCAACUGGUGGUUGAGUUACUGGAUCAAGCAAGGAAGUGGGAACGCCACAGUGAUGCAAGGGAACAAGACCUCUGUGAGCAGCAGCAUGAAGGACAAUCCCCUCAUGCAGUACUAUGCCAGCAUCUACGCCCUCUCCAUGGCAGUCAUGCUGAUCCUGAAAGCCAUUCGAGGAGUGGUCUUUGUCAAGGGCACACUGCGAGCCUCCUCCCGGCUCCAUGAUGAGCUUUUCCGAAGGAUCCUUCGAAGCCCUAUGAAGUUUUUCGACACUACCCCCACGGGGAGGAUUCUCAACAGGUUUUCCAAAGACAUGGAUGAAGUCGACGUGCGCCUGCCGUUCCAGGCCGAGAUGUUCAUCCAGAAUGUCAUCCUGGUGUUCUUCUGUGUCGGAAUGAUCGCAGGGGUUUUCCCAUGGUUCCUCGUGGCAGUGGGGCCCCUCUUCAUCCUCUUUUCAGUUCUGCACAUUGUCUCCAGGGUCCUGAUUCGAGAGCUGAAGCGUCUGGACAAUAUCACGCAGUCGCCAUUCCUCUCCCACAUCACGUCCAGCAUACAGGGCCUUGCCACCAUCCAUGCCUACAAUAAAGGGCAGGAAUUUCUGCACAGGUACCAGGAGCUACUGGAUAACAACCAAAGUCCUUUCUUCUUGUUCACGUGUGCAAUGCGGUGGCUGGCUGUGCGGCUCGACCUGAUCAGCAUUGCCCUGAUCACCACCACUGGGCUGAUGAUUGUUCUCAUGCACGGGCAGAUUCCCCCAGCCUACUCGGGUCUUGCCAUCUCUUAUGCUGUCCAGUUAACGGGGCUGUUCCAGUUUACCGUCAGACUGGCGUCCGAGACAGAAGCUCGCUUCACCUCAGUGGAAAGGAUCAACCACUACGUCAAGACUCUCUCUUUGGAAGCACCUGCCAGAAUUAAGAACAAGGCUCCCUCUCCUGACUGGCCCCAAGAAGGAGAGGUGACCUUUGAGAAUGCAGAGAUGAGGUACCAAGAAAACCUCCCUCUGGUCCUGAAGAAAGUGUCCUUCACCAUCAAACCUAAGGAGAAGAUUGGCAUUGUGGGGCGGACGGGAUCAGGGAAGUCCUCUCUGGGGAUGGCCCUCUUCCGUCUGGUGGAGUUAUCUGGAGGCUGCAUCAAGAUUGACGGAGUGAGAAUCAGUGACAUUGGCCUUGCUGACCUCCGAAGCAAACUCUCCAUCAUUCCUCAAGAGCCAGUUCUGUUCAGCGGCACCGUCAGGUCAAAUUUGGAUCCCUUCAACCAGUACACUGAAGACCAGAUUUGGGAUGCCCUAGAAAGGACCCACAUGAAAGAAUGUAUUGCUCAGCUACCUCUGAAACUUGAAUCUGAAGUGAUGGAGAAUGGAGAUAACUUCUCAGUGGGGGAACGGCAGCUCUUGUGCAUAGCAAGAGCCUUGCUCCGUCACUGUAAGAUUCUGAUUCUAGAUGAAGCUACAGCUGCCAUGGACACAGAGACAGACUUACUGAUUCAGGAGACCGUCCGAGAAGCAUUCGCUGACUGCACCAUGCUGACAAUUGCCCAUCGCCUACAUACAGUCCUAGGCUCUGAUAGGAUUAUGGUGCUGGCCCAGGGACAGGUGGUGGAGUUUGACACCCCAUCGGUCCUUCUGUCCAACGACAGCUCCCGGUUCUAUGCCAUGUUUGCUGCUGCGGAGAACAAGGUCGCUGUCAAGGGCUAACUCCUCCCCACCACCACCGCCGAAGUCUCUUUUCUUUGGAGCAUUGCCAUUCCCUGCCUGGGGCGGGUCCCUCAUCGUGUCCUCCUGCCGAAACCUUGCCUUUCCCGAUUUUAUCUUUCGCACAGCAGUUCAGGAUUGGCUUGUGUGUUUCACUUUUAGGGAGAGUCAUAUUUUGAUUAUUGUAUUUAUUCCAUAUUCAUGUAAACAAAAAUCUAGUUUUUGUUCUUAAUUGCACUCGAAAAGGUUCAGGGAACCGUUAUUAUAAAUGUAUCAGAGGCCUAUAAUGAAGCUUUAUACGUGUAGCUAUAUCUAUAUAUAAUUCUGUACAUAGCCUAUAUUUACAGUGAAAAUGUAAGCUGUUUAUUUUAUAUUAAAAUAAGCACUGUGCUAAUAACAGUGCAAAUUCCUUUCUAUCAUUUUUGUACAGUUUGCUGUACUAGAGAUCUGGUUUUGCUAAUAGACUGUAGGAAGGGUAGCAUAUUGUUCUUCUGUAGCCGGUUGCUUCACGGUGCCGGGUUUUCUGGGUGUCCAAAUGAAGAUGUGUGGCAAUAGUGGGCCCUCCAGUGGCACCCUCUGCCACCCCCCCACCCCGCAACCACUCCAAGGCGGGGUCGAGGGGGUCGCUGGAGGCCAGGCAGAGCGCCGUGAAUUCUCAGGGCUCCUGCUUUCUGUCCUGUUGUCACGUCACUGUUUCUGUCAGGAGAGCAGUGGGGCAAAGCCCCAGACCCCUUUUCACUCCCUCCAUCAGGAAUGAGAAUCACAGAAGCGUUCCUCGGAGAGGGGAAGUUUCUUUCCUGCCUUCCUCUUUUUGCUGUUGUUUCUAAACAAGAAUCAAGUCUAUUCACAGAGUGUCCCACUGCCUCAGGUUCCUAACGCUGGCCACUGCACAGAGCUCUCCAGCUCCUAGACCUGUUGGUUCCACACCCUGGAGCCAGCUGCUGCUUUUUUCGGUGGUACUUUUUCGUUUGCCUGGUCCCACACCUCCGCAGUUCAGUGACAGGGUUCAGGAUUUUGUGGGUCUGUUUUCCUUUCUCACUGCAGUUGUCGCACAGUCUCUUUCUCUCUCCAAAGUCUGCGACUUUAAGCAGCUCUUGCUAAUCAGUGUCUCACACUGGUGUAGAAGUUUUUUGUACUGUAAAGAGACCUACCUCAGGUUGCUGAUUGCUGUGUGGUUCGGUGUGUUCCCGCAAACCCCCUUUGUGCUGUGGGGCCAGUAGCUCAGGUGGGCGUGGUCGCUGCUGUCAUCAGUUGAAUGGUCAGCGUAGCAUGUCGUGACCAACUAGACAUUCUGUCGCCUUAGCAUGUUUGCUGAACACCUUGUGGAAGCAAAAAUCUGAAAAAAGUGAAUAAAAUUAUUUUGGAUUUUGUAAAACUCUUGGUGUAUA